CCAUUUCAACCAUUUGAACCGUUUAAAAGACAUUGAGAAUUGGAUGUCGUUUUUAUUCUUUUUCAUUCAAAUUUUUGAAUGUUAGAAGGUGAUAUCGUAGGAAAGGAGUAAUAAAUCAAGUAAUGCAACUUAAUGCUGAAUACGCUAGAGAACUAAGGGCAGUGUUCAAGAUUCUAGAGUUUUCAAUUGGUGUUAGUCUCAUAGUAUCAAUAAUUGUUGCUGAUCACUAUCGAAUUACUGUGACUGGUGGACUUUUAGCAUUCUUUGCACUAGUUGGGGCACUCAUAUCACUAUUUUUCUUCGUUAUUCAUCUAUGUGGCCUCAUUUACAAAAUUCGAGGGCCUGUUACACUGAUUGAAUUUAUUACGAUAAAAUUCUGUGCUAUUUUGGCCUUUAUCGCGAUGAUUAUAGCAGCCGCAGCUGGUGGAGGUUCUUCAGCUUCGAUAGCCUCAGCAAUUUUAUUUGCAGUCAGCUUCGUAUUUUACGGCAUUGAUACAUUUAUCUUAUUUUCAUAUUAUCGAUUGAACGGUGGUUACGUGAAUGACCCUAAAAUUAAACAACGUCCUAACAUACCGCCGAAAGUUAACCAGACGUCAGAAGCCAUAGCAGCGCCUGAAUACCCAAAUGAUGGUUUCGAAAAAGAAUGAAAAUGGUUUCCAAAGCCAUUAACAUUCCAAUCUUUACGUUUCUUUAACUAUUCCCUACAUACAUGUACAAAAGAACCCACUUGCAAACAGAGGAAUUUUCUGAGAAUCGAAAUAGCUGAAGUACAUUUCCCAAGUUGAUUUCAUAACAUUUAGCCAGUUCUCUGAGUCAAUGAAUGAUAUUAAACAAAAAGUUAGUUGAUGUUCAGAUCAUUUUAAUUUGGUCAGUUAGACUAACUUACCUAUGUGAGUAAUAUAAAAUCAUUUAAGUCAAACAAAUAGGUUGAGUUUCAAAUCUGUUCCAUUUCAGAAUAAUAAGUACAGACUAGAUACAGUAUUCGAAAAUGUAAGGACAUUGACUACCUUCAUAGAAGAACAAUACCAAUAAGCUAAAAACGGAUGUGUUUCUGGAGUUAAGUAAAACAAACUACAGUCCGAUAAAACUCGUUACUUUAACUGUUGUCAACUCAUCUAGACCAAAUCUAUAGGUAGGAUGUCAGUGUUCCUCGUGAAUUAUCAGGGGAAUAUGGUACAUGUAAGUCUCCUUAAGAAUUACUAAAUAAUGGAAAUAGACGUAGCUCAUGGUAAAAACACAACCCAGGAAGUGAUUUCAUUUCUACAAAAUAUCAUAGACUUAUUCGCAUCAACGAUCUAUGUAGAUUAACUUCACUUUUCAAUUAUACGAAUAUCCAAUUAUACGAACUACGCAAAAAAUAAUAAUCUAAAUUACUAAGGCCAACUUAAAACUCCGUUGCACAGGUUGAGUAAAAACGGAAUGAUAAUGAGAAGUACUAUUUUUAACAGUUCGAUACGGAAAGUCAACUUGGAGAGUCAUUCAGUCAUCCACAACGAACGACCAGGCACAUAUAUGCAUCGGUCCGAGUUGCCACACCUCAUUGUCGCAAUAAGAUUAUCACCAAAUUCAUAGAAGCAGUUACUUCAGUGGUAGUAAUAUAUAAAAGAAAGAUUGUAUAUAAGGAUAUGAUAAAGAGAGGAAGAAUUAGUUCGUAGAAAGAAAGGUAUGAGCAAUUCUAAUCUCACUGUUUAAUGGAAGACAAAGAGUGCAUACACCGACGCUUUUGUGAUCGAUUCUGAGCCGUCACCCAGGGUCUCCAACCACCAGUUACGCGAUAGUCGCGUGGACCCCAACAAAGUAGUCUGCAUCUACCAAUGACUCAGGCCAGAAUUUAGUGACUUUACGAACUGAUGCCAAGUUUUGGUUUGGCCCCCCUUAACUUUCUUCCAUUAGUCUCCAAUACAAAUCAGCAUUGUGUGCCGUGGUAAUUAGUGGUUGGACAUACUUACUCAGUAAUCUGAGCAGAUGUGAGCAAUAUUUCUAAAACGUGUGUGAUCAAGUACUAGCAACUUACAGAUAUCCUCUACUUUUAAUGACCACGUUUCGCAGCCGUAACAGAACGAGCUGCUGCGCAGUAUAUGCGUCCUAUAAUCGAUAGACGGACAUCUUGCCUCCGCCAUAGGUGAUGCAAGUUGGAAAAAGUCAAACGAGCCUUUUAAAUCCGUGCAGAGAUUUCAUCAAACACCAACCCAUUAGGGCUAAUCAUACUUCCAAGAUAAGUGAAGUUGUCAAAGCGUUCGACUAAUUCACUCCCUAUCCUUAGUUCGGCUGUUGACGCAGGCCAGUCCUCAAGCAACAAUUCGCAUUUAGAGAGGAAGAAACGCAUUCCAAAUAUUAUGGCAUUGUUGAUCAUUGCUGCCAAAAGACUGCAUUUUAUCAGUGUCUUCACCAAAUAGGACUAUGCCAUCUACGUAUUGUAAGUCAUUAAGUGGGUCUUCCGGGAUGUGAUCAAUUCCCGAAAAUCCAGACGACGAGAAUGUUAUUACCAGCAGGGCGGGUGAAAAUUUGCAACAAAAUUGUGGAACUCAGUAGGUUUGUAUGUUAAAAUGACCCCAGAAAAUAAUUAAAACUAACUGUCCGAGAAUAGUAGGGCAUCAUGUCCUAUUAAAAAUAAAUGAUUGUAGUGGGUUUAGAAAACGUGAAACCCCAUUUAUAACUUUGAUUUCUUAACUACUGAGUUGGAUUUCUACACAUUUUUGUGUAAACAAGUCAAGACAUGGAAUCAGUGACCAAUCAUACUCAUGUGAGUGGGUAGUUACCGAGUUGUCAGGUUAGGUACACCUUUCCCUGAUGAGAAAUGUUUUUUUCUUUUCAGAGAUAUCGACUCGGGACUCUAUCGCCUACAGAUUAAAUGUACAUGACAGUAGACAAUAUCCAGAAAUCCAUUUUAUCUGAAACAAAUAUUUUUCUUUUCUAUUCAAAAUACAUUAGGAUGACAUAUUUUCUUACAAACAUCGUGAUCUUUUCUUUUCUAUAAUGAUCUGAAGUGAGGAUUUUUCUUUUUCAUAGUCUACAUUAAGCAAUUGUUGUCGUUUUUUGUCUACAACUUAUGUUGUGUACUUUGAUAUAUGCAUUUUGUGUUCAUUUUCUCAUAAUCAGGUCAGUCAUAUUUACAUCUUAUUUAGUUAUAUCACUUACCACGUUUGGAACUUGUUUUCUGAAUAAAAACGUAACUUUGUAUCUCAUGUGAUUCAGAUUAACUAUAAUCAACUAUGAAACUAAUAACUCG
This is a messenger RNA of Schistosoma curassoni, 3229 nucleotides long. NCBI's taxonomy places the organism in Eukaryota, Metazoa, Platyhelminthes, Trematoda, Strigeidida, Schistosomatidae. The record is from the annotation of a GenBank genome assembly.